Messenger RNA from Camarhynchus parvulus, 1304 nucleotides. It is a transcript of the gene SSBP4, whose product is annotated as single stranded DNA binding protein 4. Gene Ontology annotation, cellular component: nucleus. Gene Ontology annotation, biological process: positive regulation of transcription by RNA polymerase II. Gene Ontology annotation, molecular function: protein binding; single-stranded DNA binding. Lineage: Eukaryota; Metazoa; Chordata; Aves; Passeriformes; Thraupidae. The transcript is spliced from 17 exons. The record is from RefSeq and is a predicted model, not a curated record. The coding region runs from base 131 to 1213 and encodes 360 amino acids.
GCCCCCCUCGGGCGCGCGGCCGCAGCCGGCGGGGCCGGGCCGGGCCGGGCCGGGAUGGCGGCGGGGGCGGCGGGGGCGGCGGGGGCCGCGCGGGGCCGGGCCCGGGGCCGCUGACAGCCGCCGCCGCGCCAUGUACGCCAAGGGCAAGGGCUCCGGCGUGCCCUCGGACGGCCAGGCCCGCGAGAAGCUGGCGCUCUACGUCUACGAGUACCUGCUGCACGUGGGGGCCCAGAAAUCUGCCCAGACCUUCUUGUCGGAGAUCCGAUGGGAGAAGAACAUCACGCUGGGGGAGCCCCCCGGCUUCCUGCACUCCUGGUGGUGCGUGUUCUGGGAUCUGUACUGCGCCGCUCCCGACCGCCGCGAGACCUGCGAGCAUUCCAGCGAGGCCAAAGCCUUCCAUGACUACAGCGCGGCGGCGGCGCCCAGCCCGGUGAUGGGGAACCUGCCCCCCGGGGAUGGCAUGGCCGGGGGUCCCGUGCCCCCCGCCUUCUUCCAGCCGUUCAUGUCCCCCCGCUACCCCGGCGGCCCCCGGCCCCCGCUACGGAUGCCCAACCAGCCCCCCGUGGGCGUUCCUGGCUCCCAGCCGCUGCUGCCCAACGCCAUGGACCCGGCUGCGCGGGCUCAGGGGCAUCCCGGCAUGGGGGGCCCGAUGCAGCGCAUGAACCCCCCCCGAGGCAUGGCGGGCAUGGGGCCGCAGAGCUACGGCAGCGGGAUGCGCCCCCCCCCCAGCUCGCUGGCCGGCCCUGGGAUGCCCACCAUGAACAUGGGUCCCGGUGGCCGCGGGCCCUGGCCCAACCCCAACGCCAACUCUAUUGCCUACUCCUCCUCAUCCCCUGGGAAUUACGUGGGCCCUCCUGGGGGUGGUGGCCCCCCUGGUACCCCCAUCCUGCCCAGCCCCGGAGACUCCACCAACUCCAGCGAGAACAUGUACACCAUGAUGAACCCCAUGGGACCCGCGGGGAGCCGGCCCAACUUCCCCAUGGGCCCCGGAGCCGAGGGGCCGCUGGGCGGGAUGAGCGCCAUGGAGCCGCACCACAUGAACGGGUCCUUAGGCUCCGGGGACAUGGAUGGGCUGCCAAAGAGCUCCCCCAGUAAUUUGGGGGCCCUGAGCAACCCCCCCGGGACCCCUCGUGACGACGCCGAGCUGAGCAGCAAUUUCCUAAAUCCCUUCCAAAGCGACAGCUACUCGCCCAGCAUGACAAUGAGCGUGUGAGCCCCGCGCCGAGGCCGCCGACAGCCAGACCGCCCUCACCCACCACCGAAAAAACAAAAAAAACCACAAAAAAACCAAAAAAACCAAAAAA